Molecule: messenger RNA, 5607 nt
Organism: Paramisgurnus dabryanus
Lineage: Eukaryota; Metazoa; Chordata; Actinopteri; Cypriniformes; Cobitidae
Gene: shroom2b
Product: shroom family member 2b
Biological process (GO): actin filament organization
Cellular component (GO): apical plasma membrane; adherens junction; apical junction complex
Molecular function (GO): actin filament binding
Source: RefSeq, a predicted model, not a curated record
CGAUUAUUGUAUGAUUAAGUUUUACUCAUUUCAUGAAGAUUAAGAUUAUAAUGUUCUGGCGUUAUGGAAAUAAAGUCAGCAGUGGAUUCUGGGGUUUUAUCAGAAGAAGAUCAUGAGGAUGAAGAUGAUGUUAUUGUGUUUGUGGAGUUGAUGUUAUCUGGUGGAUCACCGUGGGGUUUUACUGUCAGAGGAGGACUCGAGUAUCAUGAACCUCUCAUCAUAACAAAGGUGGAGGAUGGAAGUCGAGCAGCGCUGGGCCGACUCCAGAUCGGUGAUGAGAUCGUCAGCGUUAACUCAGUUCUUCUCAGCGGUUACAGACAGGAGGCGAUUGGUCUGGUCAAACGCUCUUAUAAGAAUCUCUAUUUGGGUAUCAAACGGAGGAAUGAGUCUUCAUGUAGGCCCCAAUCUUGGCACUCCAAAUCCACAGAUAACCUCAACACAGAUAUUCCAAAAUCUGAAGCCGACCCUGCAGCAGAAUCUUCUUGGCAGACAAAAUAUGAUGCAGGUUCACACUCCAAAGACUACACCAGCUGUUGGGGACAGGCAAAUCUACGACAAGUAUCCUGUCAGUUCAGCUCAGUGGGAAAUAUGGAAAGUGUAGAGCCUUUACCUCACGCUUUCUCAAAAGAAUCACAGUCGGACAAGCCCAAGGCCGGGGCGGACAACCCAGUGGUUGAGAGGGGUCUCGGCAAACCUACGUCCGCUUAUAGUGCAUUAUUGUCAGGCAAAACUGAUCACGGUGCGCCUCGGGGUAUGACCUCCACAGAAAGCAUGUUUUACAGAGGCAGUCCAAAUGAACUAGGAGUUACCAAUGACUGCCAUAAAUACCUGCAGAUUCCUAUGAGUACAGGGGGACGUGUGAGUCCCAGCAUGGAGGAGCACACUGGCUUUAAAUUCUCCCCAACUGGGAGAUCAAACCUUGGGCCUGUGUGGCAUGUUCCUGAGAAGAAGCUGUCAACUGCUCAGGAUCCUCUUGCACCUCCUCCUCCAUUGCGUAGUGAUAGUUUCACUGCGACCAGAGUUCAUGAGAAAAGUUUGGUGGGAACUUUCCCUGAAGGACGUUCUGUAUAUUCACAACAGAAACCUCACUGCAGAUCUGUUGACCAACAGUUUGAAAAUAUCCACACCAAUGAAAGAGGAUGUGAAGCACGGCAUACUUAUAACCCACCUCCAAAAAAAGACUUUCUUCAUCCAUAUCUAUCAGUUGAGGACUACAACCCAAAACAGCUAAACCCUAACAAACUAUUGUCCCUCUCAAGCACUGAUGUAAGGCAAGGUCAGAACCCGUUUACAUACGAGGUUCUGCAUCAGAGACAGCAUAGUGAUGAGAGUCCCUUUUCAAUGUACCCCAGUACAGCAUGCACAUCAAAGACCCAGAGUGUUGGGAACUACUACCUAAGUCUUCAACAUUUGCCAACCAAUUCAGGCAAUCAAAACCAAUCGAGAACCUCAACAGCCUUUGACCACAACCAUGAAGGCCAGGCUCACUUCCGUUACUACUGCAUCACUGCCCAGCAGCCAUCCCUAGAAUCCUCUACUAUAACACAGGUAUGGAAGGGAGAUGAAAGGAGGACAGAAGCAGGGAGCACCCAGAGUGUUACUGAUAAAAGCGUUGUUGGUUCUCAAAAGGUUAUUAAGACAAAGUGUCCCCAACAUUAUCUUACUUUGCAUGAGAACAAGCUACAUGGUACAGCUACAUGUCCUGGACCAAAAUAUGUCAUUUCAAAAUCCCGUUCUGGGGAGAGAGAAAGAGAUAAAGAAAAAAAGAGUAAAAAUGGGAUCGGUACGCAGGAGCUCUUCAUGCAUGAGCCAAACCACCAGACAGAGCAGAAAAAAAACAUCUCCACUCAUCACCAAGACAGUCCUUGGAUCAGCAAGCAGGAGGAGAAAAUUUGUCCACAUAAGACCCCCUUGUUAUACUCUUUGACCCAAGAGAGCAAGAAGAUGGCAGAGAAAUCUUUAGUAACAGCCAAAGGAGGAGUCCGUCAAGAAUCUGAUUCGAUUGGUGGCAAGCUAGAAAGACGAAGUGACCGCUAUGCCACCACUUUACGCAAUGAGAUCCAACAGAAGAAAGCUCAGCUGCAAAAAAGCAGAAGUGCAGCUAACUUGAUCUGCUCAAAUGAAAUUGAAGAGGACUCUGUUGUCUGGAAGUCCAAUGAGACCUCUACAUCCUCAUCUGAUGGUUCUUUUACCAACACAUACAAGGAUCAUCUAAAGGAAGCCCAAGCCAAAGUCCUGAAGGCUACAUCUUUUAUGAGGAAAGACUUGGAAUUUUUUGGGAAUGAAACUUUAACAGGACAACCUCCAAAAAACUUUGGGUGUGUUCAUGGCCAGCUCACCCGUAUUGGCGGACGUAAACGGUUUUCUAUGGAUAAGAAAAUGCGUUCUUUCUCUGAACCAGAGAAAAUCAAUGAAGUAGGAGUUGAAGAUAAGGCAGUUGGGUCCUUUGCGGAUCGUUAUAAAUUCUUUGAGGGUUCUUGUAAACCGAAUUUCCAAAAGCCCAUUCUCAAGCAGUCUCUUCUCAGUCCCAGGGAAGACCACAAUGAGAGAAAGACCACGCUAACAAGGGACAAUGAGAAGAUCUCUAAAGCUUCAUUUAAACAGAGUAAAUCAAACGAUUCUUACCUUAAUAUUCAAGAGCAACAACGACUUGGGACAUUUGCUGAAUAUGAGGCUACGUGGAACAUGCUUAAGAACCCACUAGAAAGAAGAACCACAGGCAGAUAUCACUCAGCUGAAAACAUUCUGGAUUCAGGCAUGGAAGAAUCUAGCGGCACAAUGUGCGUUCAUGAAAGAUCUCGAUCUUCUCCAUGUGCUGACAUUCAUGCUGAGAAAAUCUCACUGCCACCCACCCUGACUCCUCUGGAAUCUCCAUCUGUACACAAGGACCAGAAGGAGAGUUAUGUCUCAAGGGAACAGGGUCCAUUUAGCAUCUCUGAGCCAGUCACCCUGAGCACUCUAAAAAAUGAAGCUGUGGACACCCUUCAUUCAUCCAACCAAAGACUCAGACCUGAUUCCAGAGAGCUAACACGUCUAUCCUCACAUCAUCUUCAGGUUCCUGUUUCUAAACAGAAAGUUCCAAAAAAUAAGGGGCCUGAACCACAGACGUCCAGGCCGGACACUCCGACACAGCUGGAGAUCCCAUGUCCUUCGAGAACCACACAGGCAGCGCAACCCAUUGCACAGGGGAUCUCAGCGGUGAGGUUUAGACCCGCUUCCCCUGAGCCAACUCAAACCCCCCAUUCAUUUUGUUCCUCACUUUACCGUACAGAACCACUGGAAAGAGAAAUGUGCCUGACUACAGUACCAGAGGACGGUCAGAAAUCAGAGAGCAGGGAAGCUGUUUUAGGUCAUUCCUCAAUGUCUCCCCAACAGAACCUUGACUUGAGCAAAAGCCCAUCUAAUAGAAAAUGCUCCCCGUCUCCUCUGUUAUUUCUAGAGAGUCUACCAGAUGAACCACCUGUGCAGAAAACAGAUUCACACAGUUGUAAGUUGAAGGAAACAUCAGAGAAAAGCACUGCUGAGCAGAUAGUACCCAUACAGAUCUUCUGCUCAGAAAAUGAUUCAGAGAAGGAAAGCAGAAACUAUCUGCAACAUGGUGAAUCAUCAGGAGGACAUGAGGUGUCCACAACAUCCCGAAUGAAGAACAGCAAAACAGAGCAGAGUUCCUCAGAACAACAAACCAAUGAUGAGACAGAAUCACUUGACACAGAGCCGAACAGGACCAGUGACCCAGCCGAACAUUCUGCGGAGGACCUGAAACGAGAAGAACUGGCCAGAGACAUUAUGGGAAAAGACAAGAGUCUUGCGGACAUUUUGGAUCAAAGUAAGAUGAAGACUACCAUGGAUCUGAUGGAGGGGAUCUUUCCUCAUGGUGAGCAGCUCCUGGAAGGAGCACAGCAGAGAAAGAAAUCCACAGUCAAACAGACAGCUACAAAAAACACAUUACAGAGGGUGGAGGAGAGUUUGGCUUCAUCUGUGACAUUACUGAGCAGUUCAUCAUAUUACAGCACAUCUGCACCUAAAGCCGAGCUGCUCAUCAAGAUGAAGGAUAUGCAGGAACAUCUGAAUCAGCAAGACUUGGAUGAUGAUCUCGACUUGGAUCUCUCCAACAAAAAGCAAGAGUUGAUGGUCAGUUUAAGCAGGAAGCUGCAGGUGUUGCGUGAGGCAAGGGCGAGUCUACAGGAGGACAUUCAGGAUAAUAACGUUCUGGGUGAGGAGGUGGAGACCACCGUGCGCUCUGUCUGCAGACCCAAUGAACUGGAGAAGUUCUGCAUGUUUGUGGGAGAUCUGGAUAAAGUGGUGAGUCUCCUGCUGUCGCUGUCGGGCAGACUGGCUCGUGUGGAGAACGCUCUGGAUUACCUGGACGAUGGGACGUCAGCUGAUGAGAAGCAAACUUUGAUGGAGAAGCGCAAACUGCUGAUUCGUCAACAUGAAGAUGCUAAAGAGCUGAAAGAAAACUUGGACCGAAGAGAACGUCUGGUGUACGACAUUCUUACUGGUUAUCUCAGUGAGGAACAUCUCGCAGACUAUCAGUAUUUCGUGAAAAUGAAGUCAGCGCUCAUCAUUGAGCAAAGGAAACUAGAAGACAAGAUCAAACUGGGUGAGGAACAGCUCAAAUGUCUGAAAGACAGUCUACCGCUGGACCAGAGACUGCUGUACUGAUCCGUACUGAACCAGACUACACUCUGGUAAACCUUAUUGAUCUGUAUUAAACCAGACUAUACCGUGGUAAACCGUACUGAUCUGUACUGAACCAGACUACACCUUGGUAAACCGUAUUGAACCAGACUACACCCUGGUAAACUGUACUGAUCCGUACUGAACCAGACUACACCCUGGUAAACUGUACUGAUCUGUACUGAACCAGACUACACCUUGGUAAACUGUACUUAUUCAUCUUGAACCAGAUUACACCCUGGUAAACCGUACUGAUCCAUAUUGAACUAGAUUACACCCUGGUAAACCGCAUUGAUCCGUAUUUAACCGGACUACACUCUGGUAAACCCUACUGAUCUGUAUUGAACAAGACUACACUUUGGAAAAACCCUACUGAUCCGUACUGAACCGGACUACACUCUGGUAAACCGGACUGAUCCGUACUGAUUAAGACUACACUCUGGUAAACCGGACUGAUCCGUACUGAACCAGACUACACCCUGGUAAACCCUACUGAUCUGUCCCGAACCAGACUACACUCUGGUAAACUGUACUGAUCUGUACUGAACCAGACUACACCUUGGUAAACUGUACUGAUUCAUCUUUAACCAGAUUACACCCUGGUAAACCGUACUGAUCCAUAUUGAACUAGACUACACCCUGGUAAACCGGACUGAUCCGUAUUGAACCAGAUUACACCCUGGAAAACCGCAUUGAUCCGUAUUUAACCGGACUACACUCUGGUAAACCCUACUGAUCUGUAUUGAACCAGACUACACUUUGGUAAACCCUACUGAUCCGUACUGAACCGGACUACACCCUGGUAAACCGGACUGAUCCGUAUUGAUUCAGACUACACUCUGGUAAACCGGACUGAUCCGUACUGAACCAGACUACACCCUGGUAAACCCUACUGAUCUGUCCUGAACCAGACUACACUCUGGUAAA